This is a messenger RNA of Medioppia subpectinata, 669 nucleotides long. The record is from the annotation of a GenBank genome assembly. Lineage: Eukaryota; Metazoa; Arthropoda; Arachnida; Sarcoptiformes; Oppiidae.
AAGUUAUUAAAUCUACAGUUGAGCCCGAAAUCUAAGGCGACGACUGCCCGCACCCGUCAAAGCAAACUCGCGCCUCGUUUUGCUAAACAGAAAGAAAACAGCACUCGUCUCAACACAAUUACCGACGAAGCGUUCACUUCGCCCGCAAAAAUAGCCGACGAUUUGAAAGCGCUUUCUAUUGACCCGAAAACUAUUGACACGACUCUAAAAGGACCUAAAGAUAAAGCCGAAGAAGCGACUCAAUUAAAGCCAGUGGUUAACGCCUGGAGCCGACCAUUGAGUCAUUGCUCGCAAACGACGACAAGCAAUUCGACGGUCACCACAACGACAAGAACUACAACACAGACAUCAAGUUCUAAGAUACAAGAUAUACACACAUUGAGUGUGUCAUCCAAAUCCAGUAGUUUUGAUCAACACGAUAGCGGUAUCGAUGUGUCAGAUCAGCCGCCAUCCACCGCCUCCUCUCAGCGCUCUUCACCUUCUAAUGACGACAACAAAUUGACUACAACUACAGCCAAAGUGACGAAUCCGACCGAAACUCGUGCAGAUAUUGUUACUGACAUCGACUCCGCUAAACCCAUGUGUACUGUUAUAUUUGAAAACACGAGAUUCAAAGAGGAGAACAAAGUAUUGGCCAAAAUAGCGCCCGCGAAGUCUCCCACAGCAAAG